Molecule: messenger RNA, 1248 nt
Organism: Nematostella vectensis (starlet sea anemone)
Lineage: Eukaryota; Metazoa; Cnidaria; Anthozoa; Actiniaria; Edwardsiidae
Product: arrestin domain-containing protein 3-like
Exons: 6
Coding region: 193-1233 (346 amino acids)
Biological process (GO): protein transport
Cellular component (GO): cytoplasm
Source: RefSeq, a predicted model, not a curated record
CCAUAAUACCGGUACCCACGCAUCGAAUAGUGUUCUCCUAAAAAUUGCACUUACGUUCAUACUGUGGAUUUCAAUUUAAACGCAGAAAUUCCAGACUCUAUACGCACCGAGGAAUCAAGGAGUCGACAACGUCCAGUCAACAGUGUUUUGGUGUUCUGCAUUGUACAAUCCAUCCACCGCCAUCGCCGGAAAAUGGGCAAAGGGGUUACAUUUGAGAUUGUUUUGAACAGAAAGAACAGGAUUUAUCAUCCCGGGGAGGUCGUUUCUGGGGAGUGCGUCGUGUAUUCGAAAGAGAGUUUAAAGUUUCGCAGUGUCCAUGUCGAGUUCCACGGAGAAGCGCGUACAAAUUGGGAUGAAAUUGAGAACUACACAACCACGCACAAAAAUGAGGAGGUUUAUUUCAACAAAAAGACAUCCUUAUUGGCAAAUGGAGAUAAGAAAGGGGCAGUCAGCGUUCUAUCGGCAGGUAGGCAUGCGCUAGAAUUUUCCUUCAAAAUACCACCAUUCAGUCUCCCAUCGUCCUUUGAGAGCACACAUGGUCACGUGAGGUACUAUUUGCGUGCGCGAAUCAGUCGUCCUUGGCGCUUUGACGAGGUUAUCAAGCUACAAGUCCACGUGAUCGACUUGAUAGAUGUCAACUCUCCCAGACUUCUCAUGCCUGUAUUUGGCGAGGCUCAGAAAGCCUUGAACUGCCUGUGUAACGGUACAGCGGCGCCUCUCCACGCGCUCGUGUACACGGAUCGGUCCGCUUACUGUCCUGGCGAGCGACUGACCCUAACCACCGAGAUACGUAAUCUUCCUCUGAGAGAGCCUUACGAGACGAGCGUGUACUUGGUGCAGGGCAUCACUUACAAGUCUAGCUGUGGAAGGACGAGAAGCGUCAAUAAACAGGUCAAAGUUCUUCAGCGCUCUUCGAUGUCGCUUGAGUUGGACGAGUUUGAAGUCCCGGAUGUCGUUCCGACCAUGAGGAAUUGUGGGAUAGUAUCUAUAUGCUACCACCUCAAGGUUAUCGUCGCCGUUGCCCAUGGUCACGGUUCCGGUGUCAAUCUUGAGGUGGAGCUUCCUAUCACUAUAGCAACCAUACCGCUUAGAAAGUCCUGCGGGCUCAUCAAUAAGUUAGUCCCAUAUUCUCGACUGACUCAAAAGUCUAAGUUUUCCAUGAAGACUUUCGUCGGUAUAAAGCACGGUAAGGAGGUUACACAGGAAUAUUCUUUUUUUUUAAUGACAUCGUGAAGUUGUCAUCACUGU